Molecule: messenger RNA, 1632 nt
Organism: Botrytis deweyae
Lineage: Eukaryota; Fungi; Ascomycota; Leotiomycetes; Helotiales; Sclerotiniaceae
Exons: 6
Coding region: 1-1632 (543 amino acids)
Molecular function (GO): FAD binding; catalytic activity
Source: RefSeq, a predicted model, not a curated record
AUGAUCUAUACACGCUUUUUAAUACUCAAAUUUUCUUUAUUUAUUUUAUGGUUCAGUGCGGGGUGUACUGCACACGAAGAGAAGAAUUUGAAUGCGACUGCCAGCAUUCCUCUCCCCAAUGAUGGAGUCCAAUCUCCUUUAAUCUGGACAAACACAGGAGACGAAGCUCUAGAUCUUGUUUAUCUGAAGAAGUCUAUCCAAAAAGAGCUCAAAAACAGACUGUCUCCGACCGCCGAAGUUUUGAUAGACUCAGACGAAGAUUUUGUGCACGCCAAUGUACGAUAUUCGAAUUACCAACGGCCUACGUAUAUUGCUGCGGUCAAAGUUUUCGAAGAGGCAGAUGUGGUAGAAACGGUUAAUUAUGCUAGAUUGAGGGGCAUACCCUUCGCUGCCCGAGUUGGGGGUCACUCUCUCACUACAUCUCUACGAAGAGUCAAAAAUGGCAUCGUUAUCGAUUUGCGAGGACUAAAUAGCAUCACAUUUGAUUCCGAAAAGCAGCAAAUCACAGCUGGUGGUGGAGUACAAACAGGACAAAUGGCAAAUGCUACCUAUGCUCGUGGCAUGGAAGUCACUGUUGGAUCGUGUCCAUGCACAGGACUCAUGGGAAUAUCUCUUGGCGCAGGCAUCGGUCGACUACAAGGGAAGUAUGGUUAUCUCAAUGAUAACAUGGUUUCAGUCCGCCUUCUACUUGCCAAUGGCACUAUUAUUCAGGCCUCAGAGAGCGAGAACACUGAUAUAUUUUGGGCUGUUCGGGGUGCUGGUCACAACUUCGGCAUUGCUCUCGAAGCUACCUUCCAAGUAUAUCCGCAGCACAACGAUGGAAAGCACUAUGUGGUAGAUUUUGAGUUCGAACUCAAAUCCCUCGAAGAAGUUUUUGAGGCCUUGAAUGAAGUUUCCAAUCCGAUGCCUAAGGAGCUUGCUGUCUUCGUUAUUGGCCGUAAACGUGGUCAUAGCCCGACUGGUGGUUCUACCAUAAACGUGAACCUCGUGUGGUCUGGUCCCGAAGUAGACGCUAAAAGUUACGUUGAGCGUUUUGCUAGUCUCUCCCCCGUGUGGCGCGACGAAACGGUCGCCACCUGGGAUGCUCUUCCUUGGGCAACCUACAAUGGUUUGAAUAACAUUCUAUGCACUCCUGAGGGAUGGGCUCGCUUUCCCAUCAAGAAUUUCUACGCUGCAAAUGUUAAGAAGUAUGAUAUCGCUACUAUGCGUUCUUUCCUGGACGGAUGGAAUGACAUGAAUGCUAAAUAUGACGGUCAAGCAAUGGUCAGUUUUAUGUUUGAAUCAUUUGCGCAACAAGGCGUGAGAAAGUAUAAUUCUGAUAGAACUGCUUUUCCGUGGCGACACGGGGCAGAUCAUUUUCUAAUGAUGGAAAUUGCUUCCAAAACACCAGAAAAUGCCGAAACCUUCGAUACCUGGCUCUCUGAACAACAGGAUGCCUUGAUCGAAACGUCGGGCUUUUUUCGUUUACACCAGUAUGUGAAUUAUGGACACGGAUCCAAAGAUCCACCCGAAGCUCUUUAUGGAUACGAACCUUGGCGGCUGGAAAAAUUGCGUGCUUUGAAGAAGGAGCUCGAUCCAGAAGGGUGCUUCAAUGGGUAUCAGCCCUUUGUAACUGAGGAUCAAUUAACUUGA